Molecule: messenger RNA, 624 nt
Organism: Paramecium octaurelia
Lineage: Eukaryota; Ciliophora; Oligohymenophorea; Peniculida; Parameciidae
Source: the annotation of a GenBank genome assembly
AUGGCAAUAAAAUUUACUAUUCCGAAUUUGUUCUAAGUAUUAUAAUAAACUUGUAAUUAAAUUGAAAAUUAAUAUUAAAUUGGUAGUAAUUGAAAGAAAGAACUAGCAGGGAGGGUAAAUAUAUAUUGAAAUAAGAUUCAGAUGAAAGUACUAAAAGUGUAGUUCUUAGAGAAGGAUUAGGUAGAUGGAGAAUUUUAGACGCAAAACUAAAAUUAAUGGAUGAGGAACAAGAGAUGCAGAUAUCAAAUAAAUACAUUCAGUAUGUAUUCGAUUUACUUAUUGAAAUGAACGAUUUAAUUGAAAAUAUGGAAAAGGACAAUUUUGUGAAAGUAAAUGAAAAUGACAAGCUUAGUAGUUUUAUUAAGAAAAAUAGCGUAAGGAGAGAAUAUCAUGGGAGUCAAAGAAUGAGCAAUUAAAAGGGGAAAUUUGAAGUUUGAUGAUUUUAGUUUUGAACUUGUACCAAUAAAAGAAGAAAAUUAGAAAUUGAAGGAAGAAGUGAAAAAUUAUCAAUUAGAGUAUUAUAUUUCUUUAUAUAUGAUUAGGUAAGACAAGGUUGAUUUCAGUAAGAAACUAAGAAGUGGAUCAUUACUUAAGAUGUAACUUGAUACUAUUUAAUCCUUUUGA